Messenger RNA from Ziziphus jujuba (common jujube), 1224 nucleotides. Its product is annotated as protein MIZU-KUSSEI 1. The record is from RefSeq and is a predicted model, not a curated record. The transcript has a single exon. NCBI's taxonomy places the organism in Eukaryota, Viridiplantae, Streptophyta, Magnoliopsida, Rosales, Rhamnaceae. Gene Ontology annotation, biological process: hydrotropism. Bases 306 to 1004 code for a protein of 232 amino acids.
ACCCCCCAAUUUUUCCAUUCUCUUAAUAAUCGACUUGAAGGGUCUCUUCUCUUUCCCACUCUCUGAUUUCCAAAGAUUCCAAGGACAAACCUACCUAAAUGACCAACCAAGCUCUUUUCUUUUCUUUUUUUUCCUUCUCUUAGACCUAUGCCUUUCUUUCCCCUAGCUACUUAAUUACCUUACCUCUUUUCUCCUUAUAUUCAUUCAUCUUCCACAGCCUCAAACCCUUCUCUACACAAUCUCUAGCUUUCCACUAUAAUUAACCUCUUCAUCAACCUUCCAUAUACCUCAAAUUAACAACAAAAAUGCCACCUGUGCAUUCGAGCCCGUUCUUCCAGAUGGAAAACCCAGCUAUACUCUCUUUGCUCAGGCAUACUCCUGGCGGUGAGAAACGGUCAAAGUCCUCUUCAUCAGGAGGGCUUCUUCGAAUGUUCAAGCUCUUCCCCAUGUUAACCUCAGGUUGCAAAAUGGUUGCUCUGCUAGGAAGACCUCGAAAACCUUUGCUCAAAGACAAUGCUACAACAGGGACAAUCUUUGGUUAUCGUAAAGGCAGAGUGAGCCUGGCUAUACAAGAAGAUCCCCAUUGCAUGCCAAUCUUCGUAAUAGAGCUUCCCAUGCAUACCAGUGCUUUCCACAAGGAAAUGCAAUCGGAUAUAAUAAGGAUUGCCCUUGAGAGCGAGACCAAAACCCAUAAGAAGAAAUUGCUGGAGGAAUUCGUUUGGGGUGUGUUCUGUAAUGGAAGGAAAAUUGGCUACUCUAUAAGGAGGAAGCAAAUGUCGGAUGAUGAGCUCCAUGUUAUGCAAACUCUGAGAGGGGUUUCGAUGGGUGCUGGGGUUCUUCCAUGCCCGACUGAGAAAGAUUUAGCCACGGAAGGGGAACUUACUUACAUGAGAGCGAGAUUCGAGAGAGUGGUCGGAUCCAAAGAUUCAGAAGCUUUGUAUAUGAUUAAUCCGGAUGGUGCAGUUGGGCCGGAACUCAGUAUUUUCUUUGUAAGGUCUCAAUGAAAUUUAAAAUCGCGUACCAUAUACACUACAUGGGAAGAUUUUAAUGUAUUAUUGUAGUUAUAUAGGUUAUAUAUAUUAUAUUAUGUAUUGUAAACGAGGAUUUUCACAAGUGCCCUAGUCUCAUUCUAGGUUAUACUGAAAUUCACCAUGUUUUUUUUUAGUACCAUGAUCUUGUUCUUGGAUAAGUCAAAGGAAUGCUGGCAUUUUUAAUUUUCCUGGA